This is a messenger RNA of Soboliphyme baturini, 720 nucleotides long. NCBI's taxonomy places the organism in Eukaryota, Metazoa, Nematoda, Enoplea, Dioctophymatida, Soboliphymatidae. The record is from the annotation of a GenBank genome assembly.
AUGGCGUCGGCCAGGAUCGGUUUGCGAGGCAGAAAAGGCAUAUUCGGCGUGCUGCUGGUCGCCGUUUUGCUGCUGCUUCUCUACUAUAGGUUGCAGCUUGUGGACAGUGGCAGUGCGUCGUCCAAAGCUAAAGUUCUUGAAGGUGGAGAAACGGUGAAGCUGGUGGCGAAGGUGAUCGUCGAAGUCUACUUUUCCAGCUUAUGCCCGGAUUCUACGUUGUUUUUCGCCGAGCAAUUGGUGCCAUUUUGGAGAACACGCUUUCACAACUUCGUGCAGUUGGUGCUCGUUCCGUACGGCAAGGCGUCGUUCGCAACCGAUCGCCAGGGCAAAACGACCUUCCUGUGCCAACACGGCCCGGACGAGUGCUACUUGAACAAGGCGAUGACUUGCGCCAUCGAACUGCUGCAACCAGAUGUCACCGACACCCUGAAGAUCAUUUCGUGUCUGCAGGGCAGUGAGCCGAAGAACGUUCUUAAGUGCACUGCCAAUACAAAGCUGACCACUGCUCAGAUGCAAAAGUGCAUCGAUGGUCAAACGGGUGACGACAUGCUCAAAAGAAUGGGCAAGAAAACAGAUUCCGUCGGAAAGAAACUCUUAUACAUACCGACCAUAUACAUCAACGGUAGGGCAAACAAAAACGCAGAGUUUCAUUUGCAUGCCGAGCUGUGCAAAGUGCUGCCUGUGAGGGAGAGAAAGUUGUGCCUCGAACACAAAGUUUAG